This is a messenger RNA of Notothenia coriiceps (black rockcod), 6252 nucleotides long. It is a transcript of the gene znf646, whose product is annotated as zinc finger protein 646. Gene Ontology annotation, biological process: regulation of transcription by RNA polymerase II. The transcript has 4 exons. Gene Ontology annotation, cellular component: nucleus. Gene Ontology annotation, molecular function: RNA polymerase II cis-regulatory region sequence-specific DNA binding; DNA-binding transcription activator activity, RNA polymerase II-specific. Lineage: Eukaryota; Metazoa; Chordata; Actinopteri; Perciformes; Nototheniidae. The record is from RefSeq and is a predicted model, not a curated record. The coding region runs from base 351 to 4922 and encodes 1523 amino acids.
GAGCAAUGUGGAAAUGGUGAUGGGAGAAGAAAAGACAAUUGGGAAAAAACGGGGUUGCCCUUUAACACAAAAAUAACGCUAUUUUCAAAUGGAUGAAUUAAGUAAUAUAUUUGGAGGCUAGCGUUGAACCAGCCCUUCUUCAGCUACCUGCUUCUCCUGAAUUCAAGCCAAUCCUGAUUGGGCAGAACUGGUUCUCAAUGACCUCUGCUGUUUUACCUCCCAUGACACUUGGACCUUACUGUAAAUACCUACCUUCUGCGUAUAAGGACGAUAAAGGCAUCUGAUGCAUUUCCCUCUUGAAUAUUCAUGCAGUGUGUGUCUAGUGCAGUUAUUUGAAACGUCAUCUUGUUAUGGCGGCGCAAGACCCGGGCAGGACAAAAAGUUUUCCUUGCAAACAAUGCGACAUUGUAUGUCCCAACAUGCCCAGUCUGCUUGAGCACAUGGAUGCUCACCUUCAACAAGAGGAAGAUCGAAAAUUUAAAUGUGAUGAAUGCGGACGUGGUUAUAGACAUGCUGGUAGCCUAGCUAACCACAAAAAGACACACGAAGUGGGUUCUUUUCAAUGUGACAUCUGCGGUAAAGAAAACUCCAACUCUCUGGCCCUGAAGAGUCAUCUCCGAAGUCACAACUAUCAGAAAAAGUACUCCUGUGACCAAUGCGAAAAAUCUUUUCGUCUGGCAUCACAGCUAUCCACACAUGAGAGGGUUCAUGUUACCAGGCGAGUAAAGGACCGCUCGUAUAGGAAGGUAGACAUGGAAUAUCCCAUACCUGAAGAUGAUGAAAUAGAAAAUGAUCACCCCAUUGAGCAGUUGGCUGGUGUUGGGAUUUCUACAGAAAAUAGCCCAGCUGAGUACAAGACGGAUGUUGUUUAUAACGCACAAUCUGAAACAUCUGAUGAUGCAGCAGAUCGGCCUUUCAGAUGUGACCUGUGUGACAAAUCAUACAUACAUCAUCGAAGCCUGACCAAUCAUAAAAAGACUCACCAAGUGGGAAAGUUUGAGUGCACCGUGUGUUGCAAACUGUUCAAUAACAUGGCUGCCCUCUACAGCCAUCAGAGAUCUCACAAAACGAGAAGUGGGACGGAACCAGAUUCAGUGGGGGGGUCAUACACUGGGGCACCACUGGACCAGUUUUCACCCCAGAGCCAGGAUGCUCCAGUAAACUUUUGCCAUUUAUGUCAGGUUCUAUUCCCCAAUGAUGAAGAGUUCCAGGAACACAUCCAAAUGCAUAACUCUUCUUCACUGUCAUUUGGGCUUCAAGACACCUUGUCCGAGGAUCACAAUAUGUCCUAUGAAAACAGUAUUGCCUCGCCCGAGUCAAAUUUGUAUGCAUCUCCUAUUAAUAACGUUCCCUCAGUAUCAUCAAUAGAUAAUCAUGGAGGGUUUGAUCUGCCCCUAGAACAGAUUAGAAGUAACAGUCAGAUGUACUUGGACUGCUCCAACAAUCAGACACCACCUUCCAAUAGCACUCAGGGAGAACCCUCAAUCAUUGACACAAGUACUCUCAAUCCUCUCCUGACGCUUGACACUGACAGUGCAACUGCAAUGGAAGAGAGUUCAAGUGUAGAAUCUGCUGAGCGCCCCUUCAAGUGUCAAAUCUGCAGCAAAAGCUACAGGCACUCUGGGAGCCUCAUCAACCACAAAAGGUCACAUCAGGUAGGGAUUUACAAAUGUUCCAUCUGCGAAAAGAGCUUCCCUCACCUGGCCGCCCUCAAAAGUCAUCUCCGUGUCCACAAAGGUCAGUCGUCAUCGUUCGGCUUCGACGCCGACGGAGACUGGCUCUCCUCAGAGCCUCUGACUCUGGAUAACCAACAGGGCUUCUACGCUCAAGAGGAGGAGGAGGAGGAGGAGGAGGAGGAGGAGGGGGGGGAGGAGGAAGAGGAGGAGGAAGAAGAGGAGAAGGAAGAGGAGAAGGAGGAGGAGGAGGAUGGCAUCUUCCCUCUAGUUGAUAUGAAUCAGGAGAAUGGAUUGGAAGACAGCAAUGGAGCUUUGUACCAUGAGCAGUUCAAUCCGGAGUUCCCCCACGAUAUGACUGUGCAUCUACCUCACGAUGACCACCUGACGCAGAGGCACAUGUGUGCAGACUGCAGUGAGACAUUCGCAGACAUUGCAGGGAUUAAGUCGCACGUUUGCCCACUGCUACAGCAGCAGCAUGACACUACGAGCAGUGACUAUGAUAGUGUUGUCAAUUUCAAGGACAGUAAUGAUGUUCAAAUUCCAGGGAGUAAUGUAGACUUCCAAGGUCUGAAUGGUAACCACGACCAAAGUUACUUUGAACAAAACUUCCAUGAGGAAAUAAGAAGUAAUCAGAUGAAUAGUGGCGGAGAAGGGGAUAACGCUGAAGAGGAUGAGGAAGAUGGAGACCUUUGUCAGUGUUCUUUAUGUGGAAACACCUACACCAGCAUGAGGGCUCUUAGGAGCCAUCUCCGAGGACACACACAGUCCCAUGGCACUCCUGCAAGCUCUGGACCUUCCUCUAUGUCCUCCCAUGAAGAGGUGAAAGACGAGGAGGCCGAGGAGAUGAUGAUCUGUAGCACAUGUGGGGAAAGUUUUGCCAACAGUCAAGACUUGAUCACUCAUCAGCUUCUACACGACAAAGAGCAAGUGGACAGUGUUAAUCAGUUAGACAUGAACAAGAGCGGCGUGUCUGAAGCCAAGGAGGAUGUAAAGAGUAUCUGUGGCCGCUGCGGCAUCUUCUGCAUCAGCCUCCAUCAUCUUACGAACCAUGGCUGCUCCACUGAGAGGACAGAGAAGUUGACUCAUACUGAACAGGAAAUGAAAGGGAAUGAUGUCUCCCAGCAUGAUGACACGACUGAUAACAAAGAGACUUUUGAUACUAAAGAUCGGCAGUACAAGUGUGAUCAGUGUGGGCGUUCAUACAGACACGCCGGCUCCCUCCUUAACCACAAGAAGUCCCACAAAACUGGUGUGUUCAGGUGCCUCGUCUGCCAGAAACGCUUCUACAACCUGUUGGCCCUCAAAAACCAUCAACGGUCACACUUUGAUAAAAAGAGGCAUUCUUGCAAUGAGUGUGGCAAAGCUUUCAAAAUUCAGAAGCAGUUAAUAAACCACCUGAAAAGGCACAAGGAGAACCAAGCCAAAAUCCAAGACCUAAACAACCAGAUCCAGGCCCUCAUGGAGAUGAAUGGGACCAGGCCAGAUGGAGGAAUGCAGUCCUUAACUCCAAACACCAAUCAGGCUUUUCCCUCCACUCGACGCCGCAAGCAAGUAUUUGAAGGGAAGAUAGAACAAACAAAGUGUGAGACCUCCAUCAAAUCUGAGAACACGGGUGACCAACGGCCUUUCGCCUGUGACCAGUGUGGCCGUACGUAUCGCCACGCAGGAAGUCUGGUUAACCAUAAAAACUCCCAUAAAACAGGCGAAUACUACUGUUCCGUUUGUAAUAACAAUUACCCCAAUCAGCUAGCGAUGAAGAACCACAUGCGCACCCACUUUGCAUUGAAAAAGCAUUCUUGCCCAAACUGUGGGAAAGGGUUUAGGGGAAAGAAGCAACUAUUGGCCCACGUUUGUGCGGACCUCAGAAAGGAGAAGGCCGGAGUCAAGAAGGUCCUCAAACCGAGAGCCUUUAAGUGUAAGGAAUGUAAGAAGGCCUUUGUCUCUGUUGACAAGCUCACUACCCACACCUGUGAUGCACCACCAGGCAGAAGUGAUGCACAAACAAGUAUGAUUCGGAUUAAAGAGGAGCGGCCUUUCAAGUGCAUGAUAUGUAACCGCAGCUACCGCCACGCAGGCUCCCUCCUGAACCACAAAAACACACACAAGACCGGACACUUCAGCUGCACCUUCUGCUCCAAGCCCUUCACCAACCCCAUGGCUCUACGCAAUCACACGCGCAUCCACACGCAGAAGAAGAAGUACGUGUGUCUGACGUGUGGAAAGGCCUUCCGCCUCGCCAGUAUCCUGCACAACCACCAGAGGAUCCACAGCCGGGCGGCCAGUCACUUCAGGUGCUCUGCGUGCGGGAAGAGCUUCCAGGGCCGGUCCGGCCUGAAGAGGCACCACUGCCGCCGAGGGCAGGAGAACGCCCCGAGAGCCGGGGUGCAGCAGACAGAGCGCGGAGACAAGUGCUUCAUGUGUGACUUGUGUGGGCGCUCCUACCGCCACGCUGGCUCCCUACUCAACCAUAAAAAGACACACUCCGAAAGCCUGCACCACUGUUCCUUGUGUCUGCAGACAUUUCCUGACCCUCUCACUCUACAGAUUCACUCCCAGAUGAGGCGGCACUGCUGCCCCGAGUGCGGCAAGACCUUCUGUCAGCUGGCUCACCUGCAGAGCCACAUGGGGGUGCACUCCAAGCCAGCGUCCAGCUACCAGCAGCACCAGGGGGCUCAGGACCCCUACCAACACAGCGGGGACCAACCCGUAGACGACAUCGGCUGGGACUCAGGGAUAGAUCAAACCACGGGGAUGGACGGGAUGCUCACACCGGUUCCUCCCCCUCUGUCCCAUAUUCCAGAGAGCAUCGCUGAUUCAGAGAAGAGCAACGAGACGGAGGAGAAGAGCCACGUCUGCGAUCAUUGCGGCCGCACCUACCGCCACGCCGGCUCCCUCCUCAACCACAAGAACAGCCACAAGACGGGCUCCUACUUCUGCUCCGUCUGCCAGAAGGAGUUCACCAACCUGAUGGCCCUCAAGAACCACCGGCGCAUUCACACGGAGCCGAAGCGCUACCAGUGUCUGGAGUGCGGCAAGGCUUUCCGAGUGUCCACUCAGCUCAUAUGCCACCGCCGGAUCCACACCAAAGAGAAGCCUUUCGCCUGCCAGCAGUGCGACAAGAGCUUUUCCAGCAAGUCCAACCUGCGGCACCAUCAGAAGCUGCACCAGAACACCCAGAGCUACGACGCGUCUUAUAGCAUGGAUGCUAACGCGUUUAUGGACUUGGACAUGGGGUCUUUCCUUUGAAAACAGAUUCCAGAGCGUACAAGAGACGAGGAUAGGCAGCCCUCUUAUUUAUCUGUUAUUCAUCCCUCUUUCAGUAAUUGUAAAACAGUAUUUUUUAUUUCCGAAGCUUUCGUUGAAGACAUUUCAUUUCUGUCUUACCUCCUGGUGACUCACGUCCUCCACAGGGUCUACUGGUCAGCUUCUGAUUAGGACUGAAUGUUUUGUUUGAUCAACAGGAUACCAGAAUACAAGGCGGCUGAUAAUAUAAGCCGCGGCUCAUUCCUCAAUGACAAACCAACCAAAGUGAUCAGAAAAGUGCAGCCCAGGUCCAUGUGAGGAAACUGACAACAUGUUUCUGAAAGACAGUAUCUUCUCUUGCUAUGUUUAAUUGUGUUCAGUGCCUCUGUGUGUUCCUUAGGAAACAAAGUAAUACAUAUUAUAUUUAUCUCUGACUCCUUUUGUUAGCUGCCAAAAGGACUGCUCACUUUCCUUUUUGGAUUUCAAAAAUGGCAAGCCUGUUGUAAGUCAAAUACCUCUGGGCGUGUCCGAAGGGCAGUGGCAAAGUGAUUUUCUCAAAUCACGUUAUCAAGUAAAUAGUCGUACUGCUAAUAAUAAUUACGUCAAGUGACUUAGUAUGCUAAAAAAAAAAUGAUGUUUUCAUUAAUUUAUUCCUGUUAUGUGCAUAUUUUAACAGAAUCGCUUUUUUAUGAAUGUUGUAAAAAAAAAAAAAAUUCUGUCUUCUAAAACUCAUGUAGCCUUUAAGGAACGCCAUCAGUCGAUUUGUAUUUAGUUCUCAGUUACAACAAGCAGGAAUGAAUGAGCCAGGCAUCGUUGGCUGCACUCAGGGUAAACCUUAAAAAGGAACUCACCUGACGUGUUAAACAUUGUACAUAAUCAGGUUCACAAGUGAGCAGUUUCUUUCCACGUGCCAUUUCAACUCAGACGUUCUUCACUCCAACAGUUGGCUGCAGAUGCACGUGUAGUGCAUGCUCACCCGUUAAAGUCCAUCUCAAUCCUCUGAGACGCAUCCGUAAUGUUGAAGUGCCAGUGCCUAAAAUGUCAAGUAAAGUGUAGCAGUAUAAUUUUAACAAACCUCUUCUUGGUUUAUUUCUUGUUAACUGUAAACCAGGGCCGGGCGAUAUAGAGAAAAUCUCUAUAUUUCUAAGUGAAUACCUUGACAUGGAUAUUUGUGUCUAGAUUACACAAAAAUGUGAUAACCAAUAAUACAGUAAAGGCAAAUAAUGGAAUUAAACUUAUAAUAAAAUGCUAUCGAUGUUAGGGCUGCACGAUAUUUUUUCCCCCCUGCAAUAUAUAUAUUGCAGGAAUUGAAGAAAAGACCGUUUUUUUUGUC